ACUUGCCACUUUUAAAUAACACACUUUUCUUGUUUGUUAUUAUGUUUCACAGUUCUGAAAAUUUUCGUUUAAAAGAAAUGAAAGAGCAAGUUGAAAAACGUUCUUUGGAGAAAGCUGUUGAGCUGGAGAAAUUAGCAGCACAGAUAGCAGAUGUAGAUGAUGGAUUUUCAGUGCGACUGAAAAGAGAAAAGGACAAUGGUGAACAGAUGAAACAACAAAUGGAAAAAGAAAUUGGUGAACUGGAGAGAGAUAUUGCAGUGCAUCGUGCUGCAGCAACCAAAGCUCAGGAAGAGAAAGAAGAGAUAAAGCAGAAGAUGCAAGCACAAAUUACACAACUCACAAAAAAUCUUGAAGAAUCUCAGCAAAGAAUUGCUGAUCUUCAAACUCGUGUUGCUCUUCUUUACUGAAGAUAUUGAAGAAUGAAAACAGUGAUCUAUAACCAACAGCCUGAAGA
Messenger RNA from Schistocerca nitens (vagrant locust), 454 nucleotides. Its product is annotated as calcium-binding and coiled-coil domain-containing protein 1-like. The transcript is spliced from 2 exons. NCBI's taxonomy places the organism in Eukaryota, Metazoa, Arthropoda, Insecta, Orthoptera, Acrididae. The coding region runs from base 42 to 407 and encodes 121 amino acids. The record is from RefSeq and is a predicted model, not a curated record.